This is a messenger RNA of Ceutorhynchus assimilis (cabbage seed weevil), 642 nucleotides long. The record is from the annotation of a GenBank genome assembly. Lineage: Eukaryota; Metazoa; Arthropoda; Insecta; Coleoptera; Curculionidae.
AUGCCAAGACCGCAAAGCGCCACGUCGCGACAAGAAGCUGAAAUGGCUGCGAAAAGUUUAAGAGAGCUUCAAGCAGGCACUGCUGAUCCAGUGCAAAGGUUACGACUAUUAUGUUUGUCCAGAGGAGCUACUGGUAUCUUGGGGUUAGGCAGGAUGUUUCGCAGGAUGGACGAAGACGGUAACAAAAAUUUAAAUCUGGAAGAGUUUACUUUAGGUCUGAAAGAAAUGGGCUUGAACAUCAGUGAUGAUGAAAUCAAAGAGAUGUUUGCAAAGUUUGAUACUGAUGGUAGCGGCAGCAUUAACAUGGAGGAGUUUUUGGUUCAUAUUAGGCCUCCCCUCAGCGAUUCCAGAAAAAAAGUCAUUGAGGAGGCGUUCAAUAAAAUGGAUAAAACAAAAGAUGGUGAAAUUACUAUUGAAGAUUUGAAAAAUGUAUAUAAUGUUAAAUCACACCCAAGAUAUAUUUCUGGGGAAGACAGUGAAGAGGGUAUAUUAAAAAAAUUCUUAGGGAAUUUUGAACAGGACGCAACUAGGGAUGGAAAGGUAACCAAAGAAGAAUUCUUCAACUACUAUGCAGCAAUCAGCGCCUCAAUAGAUAACGACUGUUAUUUUGAUUUGAUGAUGAGACAAGCUUACAAACUUUAA